AUGAGACAGUCAAUUACUGUUGUGCUAUGCGCUGCUGGUCUUCUAGCCGCGGCCUACACGGUCGAUCCUCCUACAACAGCUCCGAGUGAUACCAUACAGGACUGUACAUCUUGGGAUGUUGCUCAGAGUUCAGACACUUGUCAAAGCAUAGCUGAUUUUGGAUUCAUCACACUCGAUCAGCUCUAUGCAUACAAUCCAUCUCUAGCUGCAAGCGGAUGCCCAAUUAUAGCGGGAGACUCUUAUUGUAUUGAGCAGAAUUUUGGAGUGCCACCACCCCCCUCCUCCACCUCAAAGGCGGCUUCGACUACUACAACAGGCAAUGGAGUUACCACGCCAACACCUACACAGACUGGCAUGGUUAGCAACUGUAACAAGUUCCACAAAGUAGUCUCAGGAGAUUCUUGUGCUGUUUUGGCGUCGGCCAACGGUAUCAGCCUGGAUACCUUUUACUCUUGGAACCCUGCAGUCGGAACCUCAUGUGCAUCUCUGAUCCUCGACUACUAUGUCUGCGUUGGUGUCAUCUCGCAGGGUGGUUCAACUACCACUAAGCCAGGCAAUGGGGUUUCGACUCCUGGCCCAGUCCAGACGGGGAUUGUUAGCAACUGCAACUCAUUCCAUCUUGUGGUGUCCGGCGACACCUGUCCCGACAUUGCCUCAAAGAGCGGUAUCAGCCUGGACAACUUUUAUGCAUGGAAUCCCGCAGUCAAAAGCGACUGUACACAGCUUCUUGUCGGCGAUUACGUCUGUAUUGGAAUCAUCGGCGGCACAACAGUCAAGCCCACGUCGACUUCUUCAAAGCCUGGCAAUGGAAUCUCCACCCCAGGCCCGAUUCAAACUGGCAUGAUUGGCAGCUGUAAUAAGUUUCAUCUAGUUGUUUCCGGCGAUACCUGCCCAGAUAUUGCCGCGAGCAACGCCAUAACGCUUGCCAACUUUUACUCAUGGAAUCCCGCAGUAAAAGGCGAUUGUACAUCGCUUAUCGUGGGAGAUUAUGUCUGCGUGGGCAUUGUAGGCGGAACAACAGUCAAACCUACCUCGACGUCGACUAAGCCCGGUAACGGAAUCUCUACACCCGGCCCAAUUCAAACUGGAAUGAUUGGCAGUUGUAACAAAUUCCAUUUGGUUGUUUCCGGUGAUACUUGCCCUGCUCUUGCCUCGAGCAAUGGCAUAACGCUUGCCAAUUUCUACUCAUGGAAUCCAGCUGUGAAGUCGGAUUGCACGUCACUUAUUGUGGGAGACUAUGUCUGUGUGGGUAUUGUGGGAGGGACGACAAUCAAGCCCACUUCAACGACAACGAAGCCUGGAAAUGGAAUCACGACUCCAACUCCUACACAGACUGGCAUGGUCAGCAAUUGCAACAGUUUCUACCUGGUGAAAUCAGGAGACUCGUGUGCAACAAUUGCUGCAUCAAAGGGCAUCUCUCUUGAUAACUUUUAUAAGUGGAAUCCCGCCGUCGGAACUGGUUGCUCGUCUCUGUGGGUUAGCUAUUAUGUGUGCGUCAAUGUUGUUGGCGGCCCUACUCCCACAACGAUGAAGACAUCAAAGACUACUCCGGGCAAUGGUGUAGCCACACCAACACCUACGCAAGCUGGUAUGGUGACCAACUGUAAGACGUUCCAUUUAGGUGAGUUAUUACAACAACCCUGCACGCAUGAUAGUGUCGUGCUCUGA
Trichoderma aggressivum f. europaeum is the source of this 1668-nucleotide messenger RNA. RefSeq lists its product as uncharacterized. The record is from RefSeq and is a predicted model, not a curated record. NCBI's taxonomy places the organism in Eukaryota, Fungi, Ascomycota, Sordariomycetes, Hypocreales, Hypocreaceae. Bases 1 to 1668 code for a protein of 555 amino acids. The transcript is spliced from 2 exons.